AUGCGACUUCGACUCAUGAGCCCUUCCUCCCUCUGGGCCCUCUUCCUCCUUGGGCCCCUCGGCCUAUCUGCCGGACAUGGCUCCACCGGCGCCUCACUAGGUGCUUCCACCGGACUCUGCGAGGCCAGGACAAUCAACUACAUUACCCACACUCUUCCACAGCUCUGUCUGCCAACAGCGUGGUCUGCAUCGCAACCUACGGCCUCGAGCAAUGCUUCCUCAGCCACUGUAACAUCUUCGCCCGGCUCUACGACUGAGGCCCCAGCGGCGACACAGAGUGUGCAUCGGGAAGAAACUUCACCGGGGAAUAGCACCCAGCCCGACGCAUCGACCGAUCAGAAUGCCAAGCAGGAAAAGCGAGGCACACAUGGCGAGGACACAACAGCUAAGCAGGCGGAGGAAGAUGCCGAGGAUCUUGCCACGGGGUCGUUCAUGUCCUUUGAUGAGUGGAAAGCUAUGAUGCUGAAGAAGUCGGGUCAAGACCUAGCCGAUCUGAAAGACAGGAAGCGCCGCGAGGCCCGAGAGGCUGAUCCCAGCGUGGGCGGUGGUCUCGAUGGCUGGGGUGAGGACGGCGAGAUCUCGCUGGACUUUGACGUUUUGUCGGACAAGAUUUCCGAGAUGACGGCCACUGCUAGUUCCAGGAGCGGCACUGUCUCCACUGACGCGCCAAGUGCAGACGUGAAGGACACGACUGUGUAUGACGAUGGCGUCGCCCAUUAUCGUCGUCCGAAGGACGCUGGAAAGACAUGCAAAGAAAGAUUUUCGUAUUCGUCAUUUGAUGGUGGCGCAACGGUUCUGAAGACCAGCCCUGGUGCCCAAAACGCCAAGGCGAUCCUCGUUGAAAACAAGGAUUCCUAUAUGCUGUUCACAUGCUCUCAGGAGAACAAGUUCGUUAUUGUCGAGCUCAGCGAGGACAUUCUCGUGGACACCAUCGUUUUGGCAAACUUUGAGUUCUUCUCCAGCAUGAUACGUACUUUCCGCGUUAGCGUGAGCGACAAGUACCCAGUCAAGAUGGAAAAAUGGAAGGAUCUGGGGACCUUUCAGGCGAGGAACUCGAGAGAUAUACAAUCAUUUCUGGUUGAGAAUCCCAAGAUAUGGGCAAAGUACAUGCGGAUCGAACUGUUGUCACAUUACGGUAACGAAUAUUACUGCCCUGUUUCUUUGCUCCGUGUUCACGGAACUCGGAUGUUGGAUUCCUGGAAGGAUGGCGAGGCAGGCCUUGAAGACGAAGAACCAGCCGAGACGAUCAGUGGUCCCGAGGCGGUCCCAGAGGAGGAGUCCGUUCACCAAAAUCCCCCCGAGGCAGAGCCUGAGUCGACCCUUGCGGCAGAAACUCCAGCUCCUGCUGCAAUCAACGAAUCGUCUCUUGAGCACCAACUCUCUCCAUGGUAUCCUCCUCUGUUCAAUGAUUAUUCAUACGAUACAUGUGGCAUUGGCACACCUACAACAACACAGACGGUUGAUGUUUCUCCAUCAGCUUUACCUAACAACAGCAUCUCUUCUUCCUCUCGGUCUGCCCCGAGCACCAUGGAUGCUGGGGCUUCUGUGACGGCCGGGGAUUCCACCGUCGCUUCUACGGUUGCCUCUUCGUCUUCACUGAGUUCCUCAACAUCAGCCAAUAUCCCCUCUAAUACAUCCACAUCAUCCAUUUCCCGUGCUUCAACAUCCAAUAGAGUUGACACCGCGGCCAACACAACACAAACCGUUCAAAAAAUAGUACAAGCAUCUGGUCUUAGAUCAUCCAUGACCCCGCCGAAACCAUCAGCUUCGUCUUCGACACAACAGUCGCCGUCUUCCAAAUCGUCUACGAAGCAGUCUGCCGUUGGUCACUCCUCUCCGCAGUCCUCGAGAACCAGCUCCCAAAACAAGAACUCUACCGGCACUUCAUCUACCGCACCCGCAUCACCCACGGUCCAAGAGUCAUUCUUCAAAUCUGUUUCCAAGCGACUUCAAUUCCUCGAGUCUAAUACCACUCUUUCGCUCCAAUACAUCGAGGAACAGUCCAAGUUUCUCCAGGAGGCUCUAAAGAAGAUGGAACGCAAGCAGAUCUCACGCGUGGAUUCUUUCCUCGAUAAUCUCAACAGUACAGUCUUCUCGGAACUGCGCAGAGUCCGCGAAGACUAUGACCAGAUCUGGCAGUCAACGGUGAUUGCAUUGGAGACACAACGCGAACAGUCGCAGCGCGACAUUAUCGCACUCAGGGAUGAGGUCAUUUUUCAGAAGCGUAUGGCCAUAUUCCAGUCAGUACUGCUGCUUUGCUGUCUCGUCCUGGUCGUGUUCAGCCGAGGCGUCUUCGGUGGCGGUGGCAGUGGCCUGAGCGCCGACCAGUGGCCCAUCACAUCCACAUCGCAGUUUAUCAACUCGUACCUCGGCUCACCGCGCUGGCCUCCCGGCUCGCCACAAUCCCUCAGUCGCUCGAAUACGCCGGAUCGAAAUGCCAACCUGGGUACUCUCCACCCAGCAGGCGCGCAAGCUCCGGUACCCCGACAGGGACUCGCACGCCAUAGGGUGUCAUACACGGACAAGGUGCUGCCGCUGACACCCACGUCCGAGGAGUUCGAUAGCAACGACAACGGCACGCCUCCACCACGGCUCUCACGUCCACAAACAGCCCCAAAGAUCCGAAUUAACGAACUCACGCCGGACGAUGAGUUUUUCGAGCAUGACGGGCAUAACCAAGGGUCCGACGAGACCAAUAAUACAACACCACAGGCCUUGGAGCCUGUACGGGGAGACCCGAUGUCAACGGUGGCCAUCGAGGUCGGCGAAGAUGAGGAGGGGGACGACGAGGACGAGUUCUCGGAUAGCGCCUCCGCGCCCUAUCUCGACUCGAGGGAGACGACAAUUGAGCUGGAGGAUGUGCGACGAAUAGAUGACUCUGACGGCGUUGAUGAUACCAUAGGACCAAGCAAACCACCUCUGACACGAUCACCACUGUCGGAUCUGGGCACAACGUCCUCACGAAAACCUCUACCGGCCCUCCCGGAGCAAGGGCCAGGAUGA
This is a messenger RNA of Diaporthe amygdali, 3003 nucleotides long. Its product is annotated as Sad1/UNC domain-containing protein. The transcript has a single exon. The record is from RefSeq and is a predicted model, not a curated record. Gene Ontology annotation, cellular component: cytoplasm; membrane. Lineage: Eukaryota; Fungi; Ascomycota; Sordariomycetes; Diaporthales; Diaporthaceae. Bases 1 to 3003 code for a protein of 1000 amino acids. Gene Ontology annotation, biological process: protein folding in endoplasmic reticulum.